Myiozetetes cayanensis is the source of this 7565-nucleotide messenger RNA. RefSeq names its product erythrocyte membrane protein band 4.1 like 5 (gene EPB41L5). Lineage: Eukaryota; Metazoa; Chordata; Aves; Passeriformes; Tyrannidae. The record is from RefSeq and is a predicted model, not a curated record. The transcript is spliced from 17 exons. The coding region runs from base 197 to 1714 and encodes 505 amino acids. Gene Ontology annotation, molecular function: cytoskeletal protein binding. Gene Ontology annotation, cellular component: cytoskeleton.
GUAGCCGGUGGAAUGUAGCGCUCAGUUGCUUUCCAGUUCUGAGGGAACAUCCUCGCCUCGCUGGAGUGCGAGGGAGAGUUUGUUUUAGGGGAAGAUCGCACGUAAUUGUGGGAGAUCUACGCGAUCGCUGUUUUUUCUCCUAAAAGUACUUUUAGUUCGUCCCAAAGGAAUCAACCCAACCCCCGCCAAAGCAAAGAUGCUGAGUUUUUUCCGCCGCACGCUGGGCCGGCGGUCCAUGCGGAAACAUGCGGAGAAGGAGCGGCUGAGAGAGGCCCAAAGGGCCGCCACCCACAUCCCUGCGGCUGGUGAUGCGAAAUCCAUCAUCACCUGCCGAGUAGCGCUGCUGGACGGGACGGAUGUCAGCGUGGACCUGCCGAAAAAAGCCAAAGGCCAGCUGCUGUUUGAGCAGAUCAUGUAUCAUCUGGACCUUAUAGAAAGCGACUACUUUGGAUUAAGGUUCAUGGAUUCUGCACAAGUGGCGCAUUGGCUGGACAACACAAAAAGCAUUAAAAAGCAAGUUAAAAUUGGCCCACCAUAUUGUCUGCAUUUUCGUGUAAAGUUUUACUCAUCAGAGCCCAAUAAUCUGCGGGAAGAGCUAACAAGGUAUUUAUUUGUUCUGCAGCUGAAACUGGAUAUUCUUAGUGGAAAAUUGGAAUGUCCUUUUGACACAGCCAUCCAGUUGGCAGCUUAUAACAUGCAAGCUGAACUUGGAGACUAUGAUCCUGCUGAACAUGUCCCUGAACUGGUGUCUGAGUUCAGGUUUGUUCCCACUCAGACUGAAGAGAUGGAACUAGCUGUUUUUGACAAGUGGAAGGAAUGCAGGGGGCAAACACCAGCACAGGCUGAAACUAACUACUUAAACAAAGCUAAGUGGCUGGAAAUGUAUGGUGUAGACAUGCACAUAGUCAAGGCAAGAGACGGCAAUGAUUACAGCCUGGGACUGACACCUACGGGAGUUCUUGUCUUUGAAGGAGACACGAAGAUUGGUUUGUUUUUCUGGCCAAAGAUAACAAGGCUUGACUUCAAGAAAAACAAACUCACUCUGGUUGUUGUUGAAGAUGAUGAACAGGGAAAGGAGCAGGAGCACACUUUUGUCUUCAGACUGGAUCAUCCCAAAGCCUGCAAACACUUGUGGAAAUGUGCAGUGGAACAUCAUGCCUUCUUCCGGCUCCGAGGUCCUGUCCAGAAGAGCUCAAGUCGAUCAGGCUUCAUCCGGUUGGGAUCUCGGUUCCGAUACAGUGGGAAAACAGAAUAUCAAACCACCAAGACCAACAAAGCCAGGAGAUCAGCAUCCUUUGAAAGACGGCCCAGCAAGAGAUAUUCAAGACGAACACUGCAAAUGAAAGCACACACUGCUAAACUGGAAGAAACAAGUACUGCAAACAAUGCUGUUAUCAGCCAAACUAAUGGAUCACAAAGCUGGAAUGCAAAACCAAACCUACCUGUCCUAACAGCGGUUCCUUCUGCCCCAGUCUUAGUGGAAAUAGAAAAUCUCCCCAGGAGCCCAGGAGCCAACCAGCAAGACAAGAAGUGGCCCUUUGACGCUGCCGACCGUUGUCUCCGUGGUGGAAGCGCGUGGGACGCGUGGGCCCCGCCGAGGAGCGGCGUGGACGGACGGUGCCCCGCGUUCGUCCACGAGCGCAAUGCGAAGAACGCGGGGAUGCACAGCAGUGCUGGUGCCUAUGCUGUCCAAACCACCAUGACCAGCCUCUGAGAUGGGGGCCUUGCUGGAGCUUGGGACUGCUUCCCAGCAGAGCCUGGGAAAUUGCCUCUUGAGCUGUCUCUGAGAUAAGAACAACGGACCCAGGGCUGACUGUAGAGGGAGGGCAAAGCUUUAUGACAAAAGCUCUGCAUAUUGUACUGUUGGUAUUUAGGCUUCAAAGAAAAAAGAGCGUGUAGACCAGAAGCCACACGUCACUCUUACAUUAGAAACAAUAUAUAUCUAUCUAUAUUUAUAUCUAGAUAGAUCCUUUAAAUUAUGUUAUGGUUUUCCUUAAGCUUGAAAGAUUUACUUUUUUUUUUUAGCUGGGUUGAUCUUUGAAAGCCAUGCAGGAAGUCACAUUUGUUAAAAAACUAUACAUGAAUCUAGUGGGUUAUAAUGUGGUUUCAAAAAUCUAAGAGAAGCAGGAUGUUACUGCCCCUCCUUUUGAACCAUGGUCAUGUGAAAAUAUCUAAGGUACGUGCUUGAUCUGAAAACUAACCUUUUUAUUUUUUUUUUUCCCAAUAAGACCUCUUCCUGAAACAGAUUGUUUGAAAAUGAAAUAGAAUUAUUUUCAUUUUUUAAGAAUAAAAUUAUCAAAAUUCCCAAGAAGGCAAAGAGUAAUCCUUUAUCUUUCAAAAAAAUUUUCUUUUUGCUGCUGUUCUUCAGUUGAAAAGAAAGAGAAAUAUUUCCUGACAGACACCAGUUCAACCAUAUGAUUCACGGGGUUAAUUUUUAAGUCAGAGGUUAAGACUCCAGCUUCAUGGCUCAUUGGUGUCCUUGGGGGCCUUUAACAACAUGAAAAACAGACCUUUACCCUUGAACACACUGUGUUUUCAUGUGUUUUCUGAAGUUAGCUACUUUUAAAAUGCAAUAUUCUUCACCUGUUAUAAAGAAAAAAGGAUGAAAAGCUGUAGUAGAGGGCUUUUGAAAUUCAUUUAUAUUUGAUUUUUAGGAAAAAGAAGGUGUUUGAAUGAUUUUCAAAUUGUUUCACUAUGUUUCAAAUUGUCACAGAGCCCAGAAAUAUUGUUUCCAGAUAUUCAGCCCAGAAGAACCAAGAAAUAAAGUGUCAACCAGGAAAUAGCUUAAUAUUACCUGAGAUACUUUGGCCUCCUCACCCCUGCAUCUGACAGGGGGAAGGAGAUUGAUAAUGAAAAGUCUAUUUUACAACUCUGCUUAAAAAAAAAAAAGAGAUGUGCAAGCUGUAUAUUAAAGAUCUGUGAGGUCUACCAAGGUGAUAGGAGUAAUCUGUUGUGCUGUUUUUAGUUUUAGAUUUUGCAUGGUGGAUGUUGUAAACUUCUGGAGUGAAGCAAACUCGUGUGUUCCUUUAUUAUUUAUAACGUUGCAUAAGAAUAUGAAAAUGAAAACAGGUGUUUUAACUUAACAAUAUCAUAAAAUGUCUGUGUAGUUGAAGGAGAAGAAACCACUAAUUUGAAUGGAAUAAUUUGGGAUGCUUUUGUGUUUAAAAUGCAAGAACACUGUUGCAAUAACAAGUCACUGUUUUAUUGCAGUUUUAAGUUCAGAUGUGCUUUUGUAGAGUCAGGCCACUGCAAGUAGUGGCAGACUUCUCAGAUAUCAGAGAAGUUUUGUGAGGCUGCCAAAGAAUUAAAGAGUAGUGGAGGCUGGAAGGUGCCUCCAGAGAUAAUUAGUCCACGGCCAUGCCAAGAGCAGGUUUGAGUGGAGCAGGUUGCUUAGGACCAUGCCAGCCAGGUUUUCAGUAUCUACAAUGAUGGAGACUUCACACCUUCCAUGAGAGACGUGUUUCACCAACCUCAUAGGAAGAAAAGUUGGGGUUUUUUUCUUUUGUUUAAACGGAGUUUCCUGUAUUUCAGUUUGUGCCCAUCGCCUCUUGUCCUUUCUUUGGCCUCCCUUGAGAAGAGUUUUACUGUUGUCUUUACUCCCUCCAUCAGCUUUUUAUAAACAUUGGUGAGAUCCUCCUGAGUUUUCACUUCCCCAGGCUGAGAAUCCCAGCUUUCUCAACCUCUCCUCCUAUCUCAGGUGCUCCAUCCCCUUUGUUAUCUUUGUGACCCUUUGCUGCUCUCCCCCCAGUAUGUCUGUGUCUCUCUUGCCCUGGGAAGCCCAGAGCUGGGCACAGCACUGUGGGGUGUCUGCCCAGUGCUGAGCAGAGGGCUGGUGACCCUCCUGAUGGUCAUGGACUGCCCUGGGAUUAAUCGUAAGUUCGGUAAUUAAAGCUGUGACAAAGGUUUUUGUAGUAGAUUUUUUGCAUGACAGAUUCAGCCCUGGUUGCCUAAAGUCCAUCUACCUUUAGGAUUAAGUUGUUUCAGUGGGGUAUACCUUGCAUGCUUUUGUACCCGUGGCUGUGAAUCUUGGAUACAACCUGAGGGUAGAUUUUCCUCUGUGCUAGGCUUAUUUUGGUGUGCCUUCAUUGACUUUAGGAGAAUUACUCUCUUAGUAUCCAUUAGGGUGAGUGACAGCUCUCAGUAGCAGAUGCUGAUCCCAACAGCACCAAGCUGCAUUUUUACAGGCACAGGUCACAUGCUCCAGGAAUUGCAAUGAGGAAGCACGUGGAUGUCUUUCUAAACAGUGUGGUGGUGAUAUUCUUUUUGCUUUGUUUGGUAUCCCUGAAGGUCCUGCAGUCAGCACCUUUUCCCAAGGGUCGUUUCUAUCCUUUGCUGUAGUUGUUCACUUGCACUUUUGUCAGUAUUUGGAAUUAUCUUCAAACAAAUGGAAGACAGCAGAAGUCUUGGAAUGUGGUACUUGCUUGAUUAGAAACUGAAUGUGUGUGAGCUGUCUCUGUUUGUCAGAUCUUACAUCCCAGGAUUUUUCCUUUUGCUUUCUAUACUUUAUUGGGAAAAGAAAGCUCUUUUUUUUUCCUGAAUAUUUUGUGUUUUCAUUUAGGAAAAACCUCUGAAAAGGUUUAAAUUCACUACUCUUCUUCAGGUACAACAUUGGAUGCACCAAAAUUAAGAAAAUUAACAAAGAAUUUCAUAAUGUUGUACUACCUUGCAGAGUUUGUGUCAGAGACUUUUCUGUGUCACUACUAGUUUGAAAAAAUAAAUGAGCUUGCAUGGUACUCCAUGCUGUUUGAAAUUAGAUGGUUUUCAAGAGAAUUAAGUCUUUUGUAGCAGACUCAGUUAGUGUAUUUGGAAGAUUGUAUUUCAUAAACCAGCAUGAAGUAUGGUUUUGCUUUUCAACUAGGAAAUUAAAACCACACCAGUUGUAACUGGCAGCUUUCUCAGUCACAUUAUACAUUGAAUGCUGUGUGGUACAUACUAAUAUCAAUAUAUUUGUUAGGAAAAAAGAAGAGAGAAUGGAGUAGCUACUCCCUUAACUGUGUGAAAUCCCUGAGCAUAUAAUGACUUCUGUGUGAUUUAUUACUGGGUUGACAAACCUUUCCAUGUACUACAACCCUUCAUUAUUCCUAUAUGCAUAAUUAUUUAUGUGGCAUGAACUCCUGGUAUCUUUUAUCAGCAUUUCCCCUCAGAGUAUUUCUUAAAAUAUGCUGGUGGAAGUUGAUUCUGAAGACACAAAGCCUGUCACUUACUGCUGUGCAAAGUUCAAAAUAUCCCCUGGUAUGUGUGUAAAUACAGGAAUGUGGAAAGUUAAUGCCCUUUUCAUGGUUGAGAAGGGCAAGCUGACUGUUGUAAAGUCCUACUUUUCCUAGGCAGCCUUUGGCUAUUUCCUUUAUGAUUGGUGGGACAGUUCAUCAGUGUGUUUGUAAGAGAUGUCAGAAAUUCUGUGCAGUGAUGCAAGUAGUAUCUUGUGCUUUUUAUUUCCCUAGUUUGGUCAUUUAUGAAGCCAGCAUGGUAGUCCUCCUGCAGGUGCUCUGAAAAGGGUGAGAGUCUGGGUGGCCUCCAAUGAUUUGAUGGUGUUUGGAGAACUCCACUUUUGUGCCUGCAAAUUCCAGUGGCUGAGGGUCUCCCUAGUAUGACUUUCCUCUUGUUGACUGCGUAUCUCAGGGUAGCUGAGUAGGUGUUUCAGUGGGUCUGAAGGCAAGAUGGGGUCAAUUCCUACUUGAAUCUUGGCCUAGGAGGCUUCCCUGAGUCCACCUAAAAGUCAUUUAGUUUCCCUGAGGCCCUGUCAUGAUGCAGGGGUGAAGCUGCAGGGUCUCAUCCAAGUUGUCCUUGUACCCCAGCCAGUUCUCCGUCCCAUGGCACAAAUGGCAAUAAGUUUUUGUACAAACUUUGGUCACUUCAGUGUAAGCAGGUUUUGGAACAUGAGUGUGCCAUUUUAAUGUGUUGUCACAUUUUAAGACUGCCCUGAUCUAUAAUGGGCAAGUUUUUGAAUCAACUCUCUUGUCUGUCUAGUAAAUAUUGCAGUUGUCAUGAGGAGGAAAAGGCUGGUAUAAUUAUCCUAGCAGUUUUCUAGUAAAGAUAAAUCUCAUUUUUCACUCAUUUCCUCUCCUCUGUGCUACAAUGCUAAGAAAAGAAUUAGAAGAUUUAAGCACAAAGAAGUGUUACUGAUGCUCUACAUCAUGUCUCUGAUGUAGAGUUCAUGGGAACUUAUUCCAAGUUUCUUCAACACAUGGUGUCAGCACCUCUCUGUGCUGCAGGCAAAAUCUGAGCUUUUAUAAUGGUUGUCAUAUUAAACAACUGGGAGGAUAUUUACAGAAAACUGUCAGAAAAUAGGAAGAAAAUUGUGCAUUAUUGGCACUAAAAUGAUGAUAUUCUGUAAUCUGUUUCAGAGCUAUAUAUUUAACAUUGGAAAGAUUCUUUUGGGUGCUUGAGCUGGAGGGGGAGAGUUUUUUCCUGGAGCCUCUAGUGGCAACAGGGCACUGCUUCCAGAUUCCAGGGUCUGGAGAGAGGCAUGGGGCAUUAAACUGGUAGUGGUAGGGGAGAAACUGGUCUAAACUAUGCAGUAGGAAGCAUCUCUUGUCUGUGCUAAAGGGUAAGUUCUAUUGUGGGUGCUAGCUUGAUGUCAUCGUUCUCAUAUUUGGGGUAGGACUUUCAAAAGUGAUAGAUUUCUCUUCUUAAACUAAUAUUGCAGCAGGUAAUUGUUGACUGAAAUGGGCAAUAAUCAAGCUGCAGUUGUGUGCACAGGCCGCGUCUGAUUAAGCUUCAUGUUCUGCAGCAGUUGUUCCUCUGUUUGUUAGUUGGCUGUUAGGAGAGCUUUAGCUGCUCCCAAACUUGGAAGGGAUGUAUGAGAUUCCUGAAUGCUGGCACAACAUCAUAAUAUAAUUUUUCUUUUCAUAAUUGUUUCUCUUUGUUCAUUGGAAGUACAGCUUGUAGGGCAAAAUAAAAAGGAGACAUUUCCGUCAGACGGCAAAGGAGGUGAAACAAGUGAUCCUGGCAGGGUACAGCGUACACGCUGUGGUUCACUUAAAAUAUUGUGACUGCUAAAGUUUCAUUCACGUCUCUGCCGAAGUUAAAAAACUGAAACUGUUAAUAGGUAUGCCUGACCAUAACAGUAUCAAUGCAGACCUGUGCAGUGCACCCUUCUGCCCUCUGUUCUGCUUGCAAGUGUUGGGUGAAGUGCUGCACAAACAACUUCUUGUGAUACCAACUUCCCUCCCCCUCACUUUUCUUUUUCUCAUGUAAAAAUCCUAAAGGCUACCUUGAGUCUGUUAGAAAAACUACAAAUGUUUGUUCCAAAACAGCGCAUUUAAUGGUUUAAAAACUUCCCUUCUUCUCUCUUCACUUUUUCCACUGGUGUGUGAUGAUGCAGUGGGCAACAUAAACCUGUUUUUUUAUGAAGCAACUUACACAGACAUAAAAUGUUCCCUUUGUUAUGUUUUUUAAGCUCACUGAGAGCCAAUGUCUGUUUAGUUACCUGAAACACUUUUUACAGAAUGUGUCUGGUUAGCAGAAGACAGCUUGAAAAAAAGAGAUUACAUGUGUCAAAGCUUUUUCUUGUUACAGGAAGAGUGGUAACAUGAUUCUGCGUAUCUCUGCCCAUCUUUCUGCCU